UUCCAGUGUCGGCGGCGUUGGCUUCUACCGACAGAAUCCAACAUGGAGUAACCAGAGAUGGGGCUCGUACGGGGCCAUCCUCACCGACAUCAACGCACGAUUUCAAUUACCGUAUUUCAGCAUGGGGCGCGACGGGAUUAAAUCGGUGGAGGUAUUCCAAAGGGAUUUACACUCUCGUGGAUGCACUCGAAUAAUUGUAGUGAAGCGCUGAAAGACGAAGAAGAGAAGCAAGAAAUAACGCAAACAAACAGAAAAAACACUCGGAAAACUAGGCUGCUACGGGUGUGUGAUCGAGGUGUUGGACGAGAAGGGCAAGACAAAAUGAAGACACCACACAAUGUACCCUCGGGUGGGAUAUUAUUGUAGGUGAAACGAAAAAAAAUGACCGAGGAAACACACCCAGACGAUGACAGCUACAUUGUGCGUGUCAAAGCGGUGGUCAUGACCCGGGACGACUCGAGUGGCGGUUGGCUGGCCCAGGACGGUGGGUGCCUCAGCCGUGUGGGCGUGUGCAAGGUGCUGUCGGCCGAGCUGCUGGGCCGAAGCAGCUUCCUCAUCCACGGCGAGCGCCUCAAAGACAAACAGGUGAUUCUGGAAUGCUUCCUGAAGAAGGAUCUGGUGUACACCAAGGCCACGCCCACAUUUCACCACUGGAAAGUGGACAACAAGAAGUGUGGCUUGACGUUCCAGAGCCCGGCCGACGCACGUGCCUUCGACCGUGGGGUCAGGAAAGCCAUGGAGGAUCUGACGGAAGGUACGGGAGGGGAAGGCGAGGACUAUGAGGGCUGUGUCUCAAUGCUCUUGAAUGGAUCUACCACCUCUUCUUCGACCAUCCAGAACGAGGCCGAGUUGGGUGACGACGAUGUUUUCACUAAUGCCACCGACAGCUCGUCCAACUCCUCCCACUCCCAGAAGAAGGAGCCCCUGCAGCUGCAGACCCUGGCCCCGCCCAGCUUCUGCGAGCCGCGCCGCCACCACUGCAUCCUGGGCCACUUCUACGACCAGCACCGACCCUCGGACCACUACUUCCUGGAUCAGGUGGGUGGCUGGGGGACGACAGUGGCGAAGUCGGUUCCCAUGUUCCCACGCCACGUCAGCUUCCAGGUGGAGGAGGAGGAGAUCGUGCGCAUCAACCCUCGCGAGCGGACCUGGCUGACUGGGUACGAGGACUACCGGCACGCCACCGCCACGCGCGACAAGCUCACCCAGCACCCCGAGGACGCCUACGUGCACUUCGCCAAGAGCGAGCCGCCUAAGCACGACUACACCUACCCUUACCCCCUGGGCCUUGAUCCCCACCAGCAUGCAAGGGACCCCAAGAUAGGCUGCGUGGACCGACUAGGUGGGGGUGGACUUAUCGGGGGACACAGGGCGGUGGUCACAGCCCAGCCCCGCACUCUCCAGCUCAAGGGCAAGCGGCGGAAGGAGGACGGCGAGCGCUCGCGCUGCGUCUACUGCCGGGACAUGUUCAACCACGAGGAGAACAGGCGCGGGCGGUGCCAGGAGGCGCCGGACCCAAUCCAGACGUGCAUCCACCGGGUCAGCUUCAUGUGGUGCGCGGACAGCCUGCUCUACCACUGCAUGUCAGACCCGGAGGGCGACUACUCGGACCCGUGCUCGUGCGACACCAGCGAUGAGCGCUUCUGCCUGCGCUGGUUGGCCCUGGUUGGGCUGUCGCUGCUGGCCCCCUGCAUGUGCUGCUAUGCCCCCCUGCGCGCCUGCUACCGCUGCGGGGUGGCCUGCCACUGCUGCGGGGGCAAGCACAAAGCUGUGGGCUGAGUGCCAGGAGGGAGAGUAGAACAGAGACCCAUGGAAGGGACUGGACCGGAAGAGUGUGGCCCCGCUAUUCUUUUGUUUUGUGUUUUUAUUUUCGCUGUUGUGUCUCUCGGCCAAAUUCCAGGUGGGAAAACAAUUGGCUUGUCCCGAUUCUUUUCGAUUUGGAAAUUUCUCUCGGUGGAAAGAAAGAAAAAACACGUUUCCUUUAGUUUUUUUUAUAGGGGUACCCUGCCUACGGCUUCCACGUCCUUGCAUUACAAAGACUAAAACAAUGAAUAUUCAUAUAUAAAUAUUAUAUAAACAGGUACUUUAUAUUUUUACACUCAUGUUUAAAGGCUUGAAUAUUUUUACCAGUGUUUUGUGUGAGGUCAGUGUGAGCAUUGUUUUCUGAGGGGGGGCACUCACUUUGUUCCCCUCGCAUGGCUCACCACCAAUCACAGAUCAAGCUGGUUCCCGCCUGUAAAGCAGAGGCACUUAAGUCAAGGGUGUGUCCUUAAUGGUACCGUAUUGCUUAUAAAGUGCACUACUUUUGAUCAUAGCCCAAUGGGCCCUUGUCUAAUGUAGUGCAAUAUAUAGGUAAUAGAGUGCCAUGUGGGAUGCAGCCCAACUGUGAUCACGUCUGCCCCUCCCAGCCAAUGAAACAAAAGAAAAGGCAAACGUUUAACCAGUGUUUCCUCAUUCUGCACCUUGACUACUCCUGACCUAGCCUGUUCCCAGAUCAAUUAGACCUACUCCUGACCUAGCCUGUUCCCAGAUCAAUUAGACCUACUCCUGACCUAGCCUGUUCCCAGAUCAAUUAGACCUACUCCUGACCUAGCCUGUUCCCAGAUCAAUUAGACCUACUCCUGACCUAGCCUGUUCCCAGAUCAAUUAGACCUACUCCUGACCUAGCCUGUUCCCAGAUCAAUUAGACCUACUCCUGACCUAGCCUGUUCCCAGAUCAAUUAGACCUACUCCUGACCUAGCCUGUUCCCAGAUCAAUUAGACCUACUCCUGACCUAGCCUGUUCCCAGAUCAAUUAGACCUACUCCUGACCUAGCCUGUUCCCAGAUCAAUUAGACCUGGGGCCAGGCUACCCCUGGCUAUACAGAGUUUUUAAAACCAAAUUAAACCUAAUAUCAAUGAAUGUCAGUGGAGACACACUUGGAAAAAACCUGAAAGUACCAUUCUGCUGCUUGGUCAAAUUAGACUGACUGUAUUGUGGAUUCGACCCAGAACCAAAUCUAAAAUGGGUCAGGGGUACUUGAGUAUUGGAUGGGGAAACUCUGCUUUAGACACUUAAUCUGUAGGGUUGUGUGUGUCUAUGUGCAAAAGUCUGGAAAAUGGAAUGGGCAACAAUGUAUCCCUGAUUGCUAUUGUUGUGACUUCAACUAAAAGCCAAAAUGACAAAAUAAGCUGCAGCAUUUAUGUAGAGUAUCUAAAUUUGUCUUUUUUUUCUUUCUUUUUUUAAAGAUAAUAACCCUCAAUCAACCGUUUAUUACAGUGGAGGAGAACUCAAGCCUUAGGUAACUUUUUAUUCAGUUGAUGUUUGAUGAUAAUCUUUUGAUAUAGUUAUUUAUUUGCCUUGCUAAAUUUAGACACCAGCCUAGGGGGUUAUAAGAGGAAGGGAACAGUCCCAUUUGUAAACUAAACACAGCCAAGAGGGGAAGAGGAGAGAUUUUUGUCACCUUUUGAGAUGGAGGAUGACCUUGUCCACACUACAGUGUCAUUGGUGCUUUCUUAUCAUUGGUGCUUUCUUAUGUCUUUUUCCUUUUGUCUUUCAAAAGGAUACUCAACAAGGCUAACUGUCAGGGAAUCGCUAUCUAUAGAGUUUUGCUAAACUUUAGCUCGAGAGAAAGACACACCGCUUUGAUCUGGUUGUUCAUCGUUCCCCACAAGGG
Oncorhynchus tshawytscha (Chinook salmon) is the source of this 3656-nucleotide messenger RNA. Its product is annotated as sprouty-related, EVH1 domain-containing protein 2. The coding region runs from base 382 to 1779 and encodes 465 amino acids. Gene Ontology annotation, cellular component: membrane. The transcript has 6 exons. Gene Ontology annotation, biological process: negative regulation of MAPK cascade; multicellular organism development. The record is from RefSeq and is a predicted model, not a curated record. NCBI's taxonomy places the organism in Eukaryota, Metazoa, Chordata, Actinopteri, Salmoniformes, Salmonidae. Gene Ontology annotation, molecular function: protein kinase binding.